CGGUAAACUAGUUAACCUUAUCCAACUUGCCUCACUCACACUGGAAAAUGCAGACCCAAAACCUCCCUUUUGCUAAAGACCUAAACCCUCCCCUCUUCAACUUUCAACCCCCAUCAUCAUUUUUCAAGUUCUUAAACCCUCUUCACAGAAGCAUUGUUCCAAUUCACCCCUCUUCUGGAACCUCAAAACCCCUUAAAAUCCAUUGCCAAAACCCCACCCCACAAUUUUCCCGCCAAAAUGCCACCCACCAGAGGGACGUCCGGUCCUUUGCCGGACGGAGCAAAGGGAAGCCCGGAGGUACCUCCACUGGGCGCAUCGAGGGUAACGCUGAAGUCCGUCGACAGGCUAAGCGAAACGCUCGCCGGAAAAGCAGGAAAUUGGCAGAGAGCUUGUUUUACAGACUGAAGAACCCUAACAAGAAUUACCCGGACAAUUUAUCCGAAGAGCAGCUUGAGAUGAUUGGUCUAGGAUAUGAUAGAAUGGUUAGGUUUAUGGAAAAAGAUGAUCCAAAUCUUAGGCACCCGUACGAUUGGUACAAGUAUGGUGAAUUUGGACCUUAUUCUUGGCGUGGGGUGGUUUUAGGUGAGCCAAUUCAUGGACGGAUUACCGAUGAGUGUGUAACUUUGAUUGGUGAAGUUCGCAAUCAAGAAGAGUGGGAGAAGAUCGAGCAGUUUGAAAUGGCUCGAGAAUUUCAAACUAGAUUAGAUGCAAUGGAUAAAAAUGUUAAGUUCAGGAAUUUUUGGGUGUUUGUCAGGCAUCCUAGGUGGAGGGUUUCGGAGUUGCCUUGGCAACAGUGGACUUUGGUAAGCGAGCUGGUUCUUGAAGCUGGGGAUCAGAGGUUGGAUAAGUGGAAUUUGAUGGGAAGGCUCGGAAAUAAGGCAAGGUCCAUGAUUACACAGUGUGCAGCGUGGAUGAGGCCUGAUAUAAUUUAUGUGAAGAGGCCAGUUUAUCAGUGUAGAUUUGAGCCUCAAGAUGACUUUUUUAAGGAAUUGACACCGUUGCUUGAUCCACAGACUGAGGGGGAUUUUUUGUUCCAGUUGGUGAAUGAUGAUGGGAGGGUGGAAUUCUGUACUUAUUUUGGUGGAUUAUGUAGAAUAGUGAAGGCGAAUUCAAAGGCGUUUGUAGAUGAUGUUGUGAAUGCUUAUGAGAAGUUGAGUGAUGAGAAGAAGUCGAAGUGCUUGGAGUUUUUAUUGAACAACCAUCCAGUGCCUCUGUUGCAUCCAUAUACUAAGGAGUGGAAGGUGAAAUUGGAGGAAAUGGAGUUGGGUUGUGACGCCCCAGAUGAUGAGAAUGGCGAUCAUGGUGAUAAUGAUGAGGAAGGUCAGAUAAUGGACUGGAUUGAGGAUGAUGGCGACGAAAAUGAUGGAAGGAGUGAAGUGGAGGAUGGUGAAGACGAUGAUGCAAUUUUGGAUGUAGAGGAUGCUGGAGAUGAUGAGUUGGGAAUCAAGGAGGAAGAAGAGGAUUUCGGUCCUGAAGAGGAUCCAAACUACUGGGAUGCGGAAUUUAAGAAGGCAUUGAGCAGUAAUGAAGCAAUGGAAAAGCUUGCAAAACGAGGCUUAGAGAUAUCUAACAAAAUCUAUGAAAAGCAGAUUAGAGCAAUGGAAAGGAGGGGCAAAGGGACAGUUGAAGAAGAUGGGGAUGAAUUGGCAAUGAGGCGAACAAGAGCAAAGGUCAGUCCAGCAGAAUGGAAGAAUCUCGGUUACGGUCCUUUCAGGAAAAGGAUCAAAAAGAGUAAAGUACCGCCUGGUUUGUUCUUACGAGCUGCUGUUAGACCAUUCACUUACAGAAACCUAGUCAAAGAGAUUGUUUUGACAAGACAUGCCAUCAUAGAAGGAGAGAUUGGUAGGAAGAAGUGAUAUGUAGGUAUUUUGACGGGUCUGGGAGUAUGAAUAUCGCCAAAACAUCAAUGGCUAUUUUUGCAGCUUCAGUCUGCAGCUAGUACUUCAUGCUUGCAUGAUUUCUUACCUCUGCAGAGCUUGACUCGAAGCCUCAAUACUUUGAGCUGUCCUUGCAAAACUUAACACCAAGUAUGCCUUUCUUAAUCUUUACUUUGAAUCACAUCUGAAGAAGCCUCUGGAUAGGGAUGUAUCAACUAUUGUCUGAGUAUAUGGUCCAUACUGUAAUCGAGCAGUGGCAAUUCAAACCCUCUGCUCGAGAUUUGCUCUAUCCUAGGUUAGUGAAGCAUAUAAAAAAAAAUGUAUCACUGUUUACCGUUUAGUUUGUCCGUUGAUGUUUUUCAAUUAUUCCAUUAUGGAUGAUUGGAUAUAGUAUCGAUAAGACACCUUCACGCUGCAUUAUUAUGAAACCAAAAUAAGGGAUCAGAAACUUUCACCUCC
Messenger RNA from Coffea arabica (coffee), 2336 nucleotides. RefSeq lists its product as uncharacterized. Lineage: Eukaryota; Viridiplantae; Streptophyta; Magnoliopsida; Gentianales; Rubiaceae. The record is from RefSeq and is a predicted model, not a curated record.